This is a messenger RNA of Annulohypoxylon truncatum, 3618 nucleotides long. RefSeq lists its product as uncharacterized. Lineage: Eukaryota; Fungi; Ascomycota; Sordariomycetes; Xylariales; Hypoxylaceae. The coding region runs from base 314 to 3469 and encodes 1051 amino acids. The transcript has 3 exons. The record is from RefSeq and is a predicted model, not a curated record.
GGGCUAUAAUGGCAACCUUAUCCAAUAUCCUUCUGCCCAAGUAUGCCUAAGGGGGCGAAGUGUUGUCGUGCAACCGGUCCAUUAGGCCACAGAAAUGCUAUGCCGAUGGCCUUUUUCUCUGUGUAUAUUCGUCACGCGAGGCAGAUUUCAAAAAGACGUACUCUCAAGUCUGUUAUUUGGAAUUCUAGACAUAAAUAACGGCUUUUGAGCGGUUGCUGCUGCUGCUGCAGAUAGAUACCGAAGAAGCAACCCAAGUAUACAAAUCUUUAUCGCAACAUCAAUAACCUUACAUCGUACGCCCUCGACCACCACCAUGCCAGAUAAUGCGGACGUACGAGUUCUUGAUGACAGUGAUAUUGUCAUUAGGACUCGGGAAAAGAGAGCCCAACUGCAGAAAGAAUUAGACGAGACCAGUAAAGAGUUGGAGAAACUCGAAAUGGAGGGGCCAAGCGACAUAGAACGACCGGUAGAAAUCAGAAAGAGGAAGCGAGAGCAAGAAACGGAACUGACAUCGAAGAAUCCCCGGUUAUCUGGAGAUCAAGGGACACAAUCGCAACCCUCCUUGACACCGAACAAUAACACCAUCGCGUCGAUCCCAGAGACUACGAUCAGUCUCACUCCUAGCCACGAUAACCACAUCCCCUUCAGUGAUUCUCAUGUCCUCCUGAGAGAAGCGCUUGCUAGUUGGGGCCAUCAGAUCUCUAGACUAACAGACAUGCGUCGCUCUAUUCGCGAUGCAUGUUUUAGCAUUUUUCAAUAUUACGGGGACCUAGAUGGGCGUGCAGACAAGACAGGAUCGCAUUCACUCGACGACAUGAAUGUAGAGCAGUUGCGCCUUAUCAAAGACAAGAGACCAGCCGGCCAUGUUAGUUAUUCAAUAUAUUUGAAAACUGACGCCCUCGAAGACCUUAAUGAGGCAUAUGGCGAAGCUGAAGAACGAAUGCCCGACGCCAACGACCCUUAUUAUAUGGCUCGUCUCAACGACCAGAUUGUACUACUGACCAGAAGAUUCCUGCAUACAAGGUCGAUAAACGAUAUCGAGGGAGCAAUUAACCGAACCCAGGAAAUGGUCAGUCUCACCUCUCUAGACCACCCUCAGCGUGAUCCUCAAAUCCGCGACUGCCUUACAAUGUGGUGCAUGAAGUAUGACUGCACCCAUUCGCAGGACGACCUUGAUGACGCCAGUUCGUUCAUGCAACAGGCGACCGGCGGGGAACCGACAAUCGGACCUACAAUGGUUACCCCAGCAUGUGUUCCUGGCCAACUGGCAGCUACUUUGGAACCCGCGCCUAGACCUACGAAUGAAUAUAAGCGAACCAACAACUUGAAUGAGGGUAUAUCUUCCUCGAUACCGCAAGCUCGAGUCGUGAAUUUCUCAUUUUGCCACGACCGGGAUUGUCGGUUCGGCCAUCAACUGCACCUCCUUGUGCGAAGGAAACUCGUCGACCUAAAGCCAGGCAAUGCUACCGCAAUCUCGUACACAUGGGGCGAGUUUAACAGGACAAGUCAGAAGAUUGGUCACUUUGAAGAUGGAUCGGAUACAGUGAUGACUCUGGGAGAAGAAUGGGUUUCAGGAACUGGAUAUCAUGACCUCAUCACUACGUUGCGGGAUAUAUGCUGUGUCUCCUUACCUGAUACAUCUCUCAGAGCCAAUGAAUUCUGCUGGAUCGAUCAGUUGUCGAUUCAACAGGACGACGAUGAAGACGUACGAGAGUCUCUCGCUAAAAUCCCCGACAUAUAUCGCACUUACAGCGUCUUGGUGCUCCUGCCAGGUGCAUUAUGCGAAUGCAUCGAAGAAGGAUGGAAAAGUCUUCAACGUGAUGACACGUAUGGAAAUUCGUCUCCACGUUUUAAUCCGGAUAAAAUCGGGUCAGGAGGGAAGAAGAUGUCAUGUUGGAACAAUAUGGGAUACGCAAACUGGUUUCAGCGAGUGUGGACCCGACAGGAACUCCUUUAUGCGCGGAAUAUAAAAGUAAGAUGGACGUCCCCUAAGCCGCUUAGCUGUCCAGGCAAGAGAAUGGCGGCCUCUGAUGACGACGACAUUAUCGACGCAUUGCGACCCAACCUUAACAUAACCGCAAAGCUUCGAUAUAACUCCAGCUUGAAACUAGCUGAUAAGGCGGAAAGGGGGUACACGAAAGGAGGCUGCCCUAUCAGUACUAAGUUUCGACUCGACCAGGAAGCAACAGAUUCAUACAAGGAAUCAUGCCUAUGUCUACUGACAUGGUUACACAUUCAUACGAUUCGCGAAGAACAAAUAUGGGGGGUGUUUACCAGAUUCUUGUGUGGAGAGGAACUGGUCGAUACUUCUAAAAGCAAUUCCGACAUGACCGAGGAACAAAAGCUAAGAAGAUUCUUCCUUCUCCUCAAUACGAUAAUGGCCAACAACAGAAAUACCACGGAUGAGCGUGAUCUCGUGGUUGCUGUUUGGGUUGAUUGCCCCAGAUACGCAUUACCGUUAAAUUAUAAGCAAAUGGGAUUAUAUGAACUUAUGGAAGAUGCCGUUUGCCAACUCGAGAACAAAUGGGGCAUCUCGUUGGUUACAACUGCACCCGCAGGGCUUUUCAGCGAUCCCGCAAAACCUUCCGACGGUUCAUCUCCAUCAAGUUUCCUUUGGAGACCGACUCACUACAUGCCAACUACCAACAACUCAAGGAUCAACAACACCAAGAAAGCUUACGCUAAUUUGAUUUGCUCAUCGGAUCCGUAUAAGGUUGACAGCUCCCGUCAACUGUCCUUGAAAAUGAACUCGUCUAUCAAUAAUCUGAAUCCCCUUUCAUGCUCGCACCCAAUGGACUUCAAGACGACAUUUGGCGAUAUUUCUACGGCCGAUGUCAUUCAGUUCACUUCAACAGUCUGCCAGCAUUGGGGCAGCGGACCACUUCAACUUCUGUUGUUGAUGCUACCACAGGGUGUUGGAAUCCGUAACGCGGCACCGGGGUUUUAUAAGUUUAUCAUUUCUCUAAUUAGUAUGUUGCCAACUAUACCGGAAGAUAUUACUAACUCGAUAGGAAUGGUGGCUAAAGGUUGGGGAGAAUUACCCUCAAUCUCCCUUGACACGGAGUUCUUCCUGCAGGAAUUGACGCGGGAUCGAGCAGAGGAUCAUCAUGAUAUCCUCUAUCAAAUCAUUUGCGAGGUCUGUGGACUAGAUAUGGAUUUAUGCCAGCAGAAAGGUCUUCGCCUGGUGGUUGACUUUGGUUCCGAGGGAAUGCCGCCGAGACUUGGUCUAUCAAGUAUACAUUAUCAGGACCAAACUAACAUCUCGACUUUCACUGUCUGCAUAGAUCCUCCGGGUGGGCAGCGUUUUAUGUGUCCUAGGGAAGUGAUGUUUGAGAUAUUGAUUCGAGAUGCACCUUCAGAAGAUAAGCAAGAGUGCUUCGACUAUCAGGUAGUCGGCAUUUGGGUUCAACCUACAACCUAUGCGGAAGACGGCAUACAUGGGCGCCUGCCCACUGUAUCAAUCAUGUAAGACGGAGACGUACAUGCAGGGCUUACAUAGUAGAUUGCGAGUAUUUUCAUGUAUGUAGUUGGUAGGGUUCCAGCGAAAUCUUUAUAAGAAAUUUCCUAUCGCGGUCAUCUAAGAGUCGGCGCUCAUGUUGUGUAAUAGGUGUUGAAACU